AUGUCAAAUAACGAGCAAGAUGAAACACUAAAAGCACGCAUGUUGGCUAAAAUUCAUGAAGAGUUACCUCGUUAUUUUACACGGCAAAUAAGAAAAAAUGUGCUUAAUAAGAAAGUUACACCAGCAGUAUUACAGAUGCUUCAUUUUGAUUUGACUGGAAAUGCAGCUGUAACUUCGGAUGCAGUUAGUCGUGAGGUGGAAGAGAGAUUACGAUUAAUGUUAGAAUUGGCAGAUCCCAAUAUUAUAUUCGAUUUACGGACAAAUAAUGGAUUUAAAGGAACAAAAUUUGAUACAUUUUGGGAUGAAAUGGAAGCUUAUUUUAAUGAGCAAGUAAUGGAAAGAUUAGAGGCUGUUUAUGGUAAUCCAUUACCUUCCAAUAUUAAUAUUCCAUCAGACGAAUGGAUUCGUCUUCAAUUUUGUCCUACAAAUGCUAUUACAACCCGAGCAAUGUAUUAUACUGGUCGAUUUAAAGUAAAAUUUAAAGUGCAAGGAAGAAUGCUUCAAAAAAGUAGUGAAGACGCACAUUAUUGCGCAGCACUUUUCCGAUAUCUUAGAGAAUUUUGUAUUCGGUACCGUCAAUGGGCUUGCUUAAUUUCUGCGGAUGAUAAACAUAAGAUUCCUAUUGGAGAAGAUGUUGCAGUUUCUACAG
Racocetra fulgida is the source of this 649-nucleotide messenger RNA. The record is from the annotation of a GenBank genome assembly. NCBI's taxonomy places the organism in Eukaryota, Fungi, Glomeromycota, Glomeromycetes, Diversisporales, Gigasporaceae.